UAUUACCACUCAUUUCUUCAUUUUUCUAAUUAAAUCUUCUUCUAUGACUGAUAAUGUUUUAAUUGAUGAUUUAUUCAUUAUGUAUCUUCGUAGACAAGGUUGCAAGCUCAGGCAGCAGGAGUUCCUUACCAAGGUCUAUCUAUGUGGAACGGCGUGUUUUGAAUCGAAUACGAUGUUUCCUGACGUGAAAAACACCAUAGGCACCUGCAGAGAGCAUCAUCUGUGGGAUAGUUUCGCAGGAACGAUCGAUGUAAACCGUGCCUCCCAGUUUACUUCAAAUUUGAACCAAGUGGUCCGAUCAUUUUUGUUGUUUCCCUUGUCCAUUCCCGCUGACUGGAAUGCUCCACGUCUACCAUCAAUUCUUGCCUUGAAUUUUCAUGGCAGCAAUUAUAUCGUACAAUCUGCGUGGACUGUCAUAUGGCCAACUUUCCAUUUCUUUAUUUCAUUUAUGUGAAAUAUUCAAUUAAUUCCAUGAUUUAUCUGGGGUAA
Molecule: messenger RNA, 489 nt
Organism: Populus nigra (black poplar)
Lineage: Eukaryota; Viridiplantae; Streptophyta; Magnoliopsida; Malpighiales; Salicaceae
Exons: 2
Coding region: 44-454 (136 amino acids)
Source: RefSeq, a predicted model, not a curated record